CCCAACGUACGGUACAUGUUAGCUUGAUCAUUGUAGGCUAAAGUCAGUCAGCAGACAGCAAGCACGGAGCGUGAAAUCCCAUUUCGACAUCUUCAGUUAAAAACAGGCAUAGAACACUAUUCGGAAUCAUACCUGUAUAAUCGGUAUAGAGAUUGUGAAAUCGGAGUAAAUGAUCAGUAGAUCAGCGCUGGACAAUACAUACACCUACAUAGUAGGCCAAUAAUAUCACCUGUGCCUUUCUUUGGACCUCAUAGAGUAUACAGGAAUGACAAAUGUUUAUUGAGUCGACAUAUUCACAAAUAAUUAUCUUUUCAUGAAACGUAGCUUUGACAGGUGGUGUUACGUCUUCCAUGAUUGUGAGUCUAACAUAAGAAAGGGUCCAUUAUUGUUCACUGAGGUCUGUCAAUAAUUAUAUUAUACGGCUGGAGAAACUGUAUAUGUGUGUGACAGAGGACUCCCUAAAGACGACUCAGUGACUCGUUGAUAUUUUUUUUCUUCUUCUGACAUUUAUAACUACACCGCCUCUGCGAUCCCUGCAAUCACCACCAGCACCACCACCGUCAACACCACUGACAGCUAGCUUGGUCGCCAUCUCCACCCCUUGGUAAUUUCAUUUUCGGGAAAACGAUCUUGAAAUUUGUAAUUUCCCUUUUUAUUACUCCAGAAAGGGGAAUUGAUUACCCAUGCAAGUCGUUUGCUGACAACAAGCUCCUGUCAAUAUUUCUUGAUCUGUAUAUAUCAGAUCUAUUCAUGUUUUGAUGUGACAAACAGUUUCAGAUUACAGGAAGGAGGAAAACGUUGUUUGCAGCUAUUUCAGGACGUGUCGAGUAGUUCAAGCGAUUCUUCUUUUUGCCAAGAUUGAGGAAGUAGAUAUAGUUAUCAUCUUAACGGACGAUUGAGGAAAAUCCAUGAAAAAUAGCAUUUAUUGUUGUGAUCACUUCGUUUGGACAAGUCUGCAUUAAAGACGUAGUUCCGUGCAUAAUCAUCUGGAAGAGGUUUAUAACUUUAGAAGGAGGACAUUAAUACUGACAGAGACUUGCUGGUAUAACAAAUAGAACUUCAGACAAAAUUCAUAUAUCGGAUUUAUCCCAGUUGAUGCCGCGAAAACGUACAGUGAGCCGUCCGUGCCCCACGCUGUGGAUAGGCAGCCCAUCAUACAAGUUUUAGAAACUCUUUCUUAGUUCGUGUUAUGUCCUACUUCAAACUCGAUUUCACAACCAUGGAAUCUGACCCAGAUCUCAGCUCAGUAAACGAACUCAGUGAUGAAGAAGAGGAAAAUACUCUCCUCGAUCGCAUCCCGCCUCCGCCUGUCGACAAGACGCACAAGGCCCGUCAAGGGAGCCGAGUCAUCAAGCCAAAGGAACGGAAACAUAUUCUGAUUGCUGUUGUAACAGUACUCGUGUUCACCACACAGUUCGCCUGUAGGGGAUACCUGACGGGGGUUCUCUCAACCAUACAGCAUAGUUUAGAUAUCUCACAAGCCGAAGCAUGGCUCGUCGACAUCGCCUUCGACUUUGGCGUGGUCAUCGGGAUCGUCGGGUUGCUCUCCUGCAGGAGGUGCGUCAACCGACCGCGCUGCGUCGCCGGUGGUGCGUUUCUCAUCGGCGUCGGGCUCUUCGCGUCGUCCGUACCGUACUUCAUGCUCCACCCGUCCCCGGCCUGGCUGUCAUCGCCGGUCGCCUCUAAACUACCCCAGUAUGAACUCUGCGACCUUGGCAAGGUGCCCGAUGACGGACCUGUCGAUAAUGGCCAUGAAGAUGAAACGCUGGAUUACAUCAAGAGUUUGAGUGGGAAAGAGCUGGCUGUCAUAUGCGGGAUGCUUGUGGCUGGUUUAGGAGCAGCUCCUCAGUGGGUUUGUGGAUUCACCUAUCUGCAGGAUCGUACACAGAAGCACCCUAUCGUGAUUGUCACAUUGUACAUGAUAGGAUCGCUCCUAGGGCGUUGGACUGGAAGCCUCUUGGCUUUCUUCAUUGAGCGUAAAACAGAACCGAUGAGCUCGUACGGUGCCAUAUCAAGAUGGUGGCUUGGCUUUCUCCUGCUCGGUUUGAAUGGUUUCCUCACCGCGCUCAUUCUUGUGUUGUACAACGACGUAGCGGAGGGAGGGGGCUCGAAGACGACUCAGAACGGGCGACAUAAACGACUGAACAGCGAGUCUUCAACGGUGGGGAACAACGAACAAUCUUCUGCCAUUGGGUCACCGAUGGGGGCGCCUGAUCAGAACGACAGUUUCUACUACAUGCGACUGGACGACGCCGGCAACAUGCCGACAAGCACUAGACACUCUCACAUCGCUGAAGCCUGUUGCACGGUUUACAAGCAGAGCAACCUCGUUCUGUUGUGCAUAGCAACCAGCUUUGAGGCAGCAAUCCUGACGGGUUUCCUCGUCUUCCAGCCAAGGUUCUAUGGGAUCGUAUCGGGUAUCGGCAUAUUUGAUGCAGAAUUCUACUUCUCAAGUGCGGUACUGAUGGGUCUCUUAGUCGGUGUCAUCAUCGCGAUCGUCGCCCUGGUGGCCAUGAAGCCCUCUAUCUAUCACAUGUGGAGAGUGACAUGGAUCAUGUGUUUGGUCACCAUGGGUAUCAUGUGGGUGCUUUUCCUCUACAGCUGCGACGAGGCCCCCGUGGACGCCUACCGGGAGAGUCCUGGCGAGCAGACAAAGGCGGAUGAUUUAUCAAAGUGGGUUGACCUCAAUGAGACCUGCUCUGAUCAGUGUAGCUGUCCAAACCAUGUCUGGCAUCCCGUCUGUGGUUCUGAUCACGUGACUUACAUCUCCCCUUGCCUGGCUGGUUGUCAAUCACUCACUGGAAAAGCCAAAUUCAAUUUCACCAAGUGCGUUGGUAUCGAGGGACCUGACGGUGAGAUGGGGAGUGCCACCAGCGACCCUUGUCCUGCUGAUUGUAAUCCUCUCUGGUCUCAUCUUCUUGCCGUCUUCUUCAUCUUUCUUCUCACCGGUGUCAACUUCCCCAUCAUCCUCCUCCUCGUUAUCGGGACGGUCAAGGUCCAUAAGCGGAGCCAGUCAUUGGGAAUGAUGGUCAUUAUGUGGCAUCUUAUUGGUGUUUUACCGGCGAUAGGCUACUUCAACGCGAUCUUGGGCCAGGCCUGCUCCCUCUGGCAGUCUAAACACGAGUUUGUCGGCCAGCACUACACCGACUGCCUCAUGUACCAUCCUGAGAAACACCACUUCUUCUUCGUCUCUCUCGUACUCUUCCUAAAGGCCUUCGCUCUCGUGUUCUACGGGAUCUCGUUCAGGGUCACGGCGAGAUUGAAGCAGGACGAGGAUGACGUCACAAGUAACCGCGAUUGGAUUGGCUACAACGGCGAGAGGGCGAGCGUGGAGCUUGGGAGAGUCGAUCGAAGAGGAAAUGCAGCCACUUCAUCUUCCCCAGCAUUUUUGUAAUGAAGACAAGUCUUUCAUAUUUUCAGCAUUUUACAGAUGAAAAAAAAAACUUUGAGAAAUCAAGUCAGAAUGAGAGAGACCUCGAUCAUUACACCAUGUUGGAUUGAAUUUGGGCCUUAUCUUUUUGAUUAAGUUAUUUCGUCGGUGUUGUUAUUUUUGUUGUUUGGUCUGUACCCGGGGUCUGUACUGCGAUUAUCGACCCAUUUUGUGUAAUUGACAUCGUGAGAACAUUUCAGUUUUCAUGCGGAAGGAGAAUGAAAAACUUUUCUUUAUUCAAGAGAGAAGAAAGCAGGCUGUUGUGGAGUGAGAGCGGGAUCGAGAAUGGUGGGAACCAAAUUCAAGAGGUUACGUUUCUGCCUGGUCGGCCAUAAUUAAGGCAACGUUCAGCGAGGAGACCACAAUAAUCGUCUCUUUAAGAAUGAUGAUAUUCAGGAAUUCGGAAUGCCCUAUUCCAGUCGUGAUAGAUAUGUUGCAGAAAGUCAUGGGCAGAUUACUAUUUACUUUUGCUGUCAUCAAGUAAUUUGUUGUUAUUUUUUCGUCAUUGCUUCUUUUGUGAAUUUCAGAUGCUUCUUUGCCAUUUAUGUCAGCAUAUUUUAAUAUUUUAAAGAAUGUAAGCAUUUUCUUCACCAAUAUAAGUUUGUAUUUAUCAUGCAGGUCAGCUCACUUUUCUUCAUCGUCUUUCGUUAAAAUAUUGUUUCGUUUCAUUCAGAUUUGAAAUAAAAAGGAUCAUUGUAUAUGUCGUUAUAGGACAUGACUUUUGUACAUUAUAUUUAAAGUAUAUUUUAAAUUAAUGUUUUAAGUGGCAUGUAUAAUGUUUUGUUAUUUAUUCAGUUAAAAUUCAUACACAUGAUUCUCAUAAUACCAGGUUAUUCCAUGGACGUACUAAGUUCAGGGACAUAAUUAGGCCUAUUAGCUUUCUCCAUCUCACUAUAUACAGACCAACCUAUUACGUUGCCAUCUUUAAUUUGUCUCUCCCUUUUGAUAUUGUAUACCAAAUACACGAGUCAAUUCGUAACCACCGCAAUGUUUAAUAUUUUUAGCUUAUUAUUUGGCAACGAAAUUAUUCAAACCAUGUGCUUUCUUAAAUGAAUUCUGUUUCGAAACCUCGCUUCGCUAAAUAUCCAUGCCCGUUUAAUUCUGUUUCAUGAGUUUGGUAAAUUUGUCAUUGUACAUGUAUUUUCAAUAUAAGUUACCUUCGAAGCAAAUGCUGAUGCUUUUGUGUUUUUCAAUUGUUCAUUAUAACAAAGUAUUACAUUGUAUUUUAUACACAGUCAUUUUAGAGUGAUCAUGGACUACUUUUAAACAGAUUUUUUACGGAAUAAUUAUGACUAUCAUUCAGGCCUGCUAUCAUUUAUUAUACCAGCAGUGCGCAACGUCAAUUUUACGUUCAAUUCAAAAUAAUGUAAGUAAUGGAACCAACCUUUUAAAUGAUUAACCGUCUUGCCAUUCAUGGUGUACAAUUUUCUACCCUAGUAAAUCGAUAUUUUUGCUAUAGGACAAUGUCAUUUCAUUUCACAUGAUUCCACAGAGUAAACGUGUACAAAAAUCGAGGCUAAUGAUAAUGCCUUUAAUAGUACUUUCAUCAUUUUUUUCGAGUACUAUUGUGAACUUCUGGCUUCCUUAUUAGGUGAAGAUUGACAAUCUGUUAACAAUGCUGCUGAAAUCGCGCACAUUUUCAUGCUUAUACAACGCAGACAUUGCUUAAUGUGGACCUGCAAUCGUUGUAUUAUUUUUAAUUGCCAACAUUUUGUCUUAAAGUAUUAUUUUGAUUGUGUUGAUUGUUGAUAUGCAUGUAUAUAGUAAGCAUUGUUUGUAUUCGCUGUGCCCAAUAUUCUUGUUUCAACUGGAAUUGUCAAAUGCCACAUUUUAUCGAGUUUCGAGUAUUUUUUUUUAAAGCGCUAAGUGGUUUACUAUUUAUUAGCCUUUAUUAUGCAGUUCAUUUCAUUUCAUUUGAUUAGGGUUUAUCGUCUCACUGUAAAAGCAGUAGCUAUGGGAACAAAGAAGGAUUUUCAUGAAAAAUUAGUCAUGUCCCAGCCGCCCCGUAAAGAUAAAAGUCAGAUGGAGGGUGGGAGUUUAACCCCCUCCCCCACCUCUCUUCGAAAGUGAUGUUGAUGAAGGGCAUUUUUCUUGUCGACAAUUUGUAAUUAUGAGAACCUUCGAACGAAUGCCUAAAUUUGGGCCAUCUAAAUGUAAAUGUCUGUCGUAGCCCUACCCUAAAACACGACCUCCGUCUCUCAGUAAGCAUAACAAACUGUAACAUUCUUUUUUUUAUGAAGAGAAAGAAAAUCAUCUUCAAAGUGAUUUACUAAUAUUUAUGCACAAUCCAUUAGUAUUAUGUGGGAUUGGAGAAUGAUAUCGUGGGACUUUUUUUUCAACUCGAUGUUAUGUAAUACAGGGGCGAUUCCAUGCUAUGUAUCCAUGACGAUAUAAUUAUUUGUAUCCAUUGAUUUUAUCGAAAAUGGCAAAAUAAUUAGAUAUGACCUUUGUCUAAUGGUAAUUACAUGUAUAUGUUACCAGAAACUACAACUAGUCAAUAAUCGGUCAUAUCAAAAGAUCUUCAUUUUUGGAUGAAAUAAAGGAUAUAAGACUUGUGUCGUAUGGCGGAAUUACGCUCAAUCUGUAUCCUUACGUAUGAACAUGUAUAGUACAAAUAAUAAUCAUUGACAGUACUCGACUUUCUUUCUCUCAAGCUUCAAUAAUAGUACUGUGCGGUUUAUUCCAUUUUUGAUUGGUGUAUAUAUUCGAAUGAAUAUGUAAAAUAUAGAUCGCUGUUAUAGUUGUAUUUUUGAUAAAAGUGGAUGUGAUUUUUCGGUAUCCCUUAUCUAAAAUAAAUCAAUCAAAGAUGAGGUGCAAACAUCAAA
Molecule: messenger RNA, 6255 nt
Organism: Strongylocentrotus purpuratus (purple sea urchin)
Lineage: Eukaryota; Metazoa; Echinodermata; Echinoidea; Camarodonta; Strongylocentrotidae
Product: solute carrier organic anion transporter family member 5A1
Exons: 10
Coding region: 1190-3394 (734 amino acids)
Biological process (GO): transmembrane transport; sodium-independent organic anion transport
Cellular component (GO): membrane
Molecular function (GO): protein binding
Source: RefSeq, a predicted model, not a curated record